This is a messenger RNA of Chinchilla lanigera (long-tailed chinchilla), 1982 nucleotides long. RefSeq names its product PARK2 co-regulated-like (gene Pacrgl). NCBI's taxonomy places the organism in Eukaryota, Metazoa, Chordata, Mammalia, Rodentia, Chinchillidae. The transcript has 9 exons. The record is from RefSeq and is a predicted model, not a curated record. The coding region runs from base 549 to 1295 and encodes 248 amino acids.
UGAGGUUCCCGCCGCGCACUCCGUCAGGCCGGCGUCCUAGCGGGCCCACGGGUCCUGCGCGGCCGCCUGCGGUUGCUAAGGACCCCGCGUUCCUGAGCGCGGCGGCGCCCCCGCCUCUCCCGGGGCUGGGUCGGGUCUGGUCGGGCCGGGCCCGGAGCCGCCUUUGCGGAGCUGGCUGGAAACCGACCGCCUCCCUCUUCCCCCGAUAUUAACUGCUGCUUUUCGCCAUUGUCCUCUGCGCGUCUCGCUGGUUUUCUAACUUUGACAACUCGCUGGUCCCGAAAGUGGGUCUUGGAUGUUUGGGGGCGGGGCACGGAGGGAUGUCGGAAACAUCGCGAGUUUUAGGCUUCCUCUGCGGCGGGACUGAUUGGGACGAGUGAGUGUCGCGCUCUCUCUGUCCCUUGGAAUUUGAGAGAGCUUUAAACGUGCAGCACAGCUUCUCCGGUGAGGGGCCUGUUCAACUUUUGGAACUUCGCAGUCACUGGAUUAGAGAGGAGGGCAGAAGAUACAGAAGUUUUGAAAUCAACUGCAGAAGUAACACGGGAGCAAUGCAGAAGCCAGGGUGUCCUUCAAGUGUACAGUUGAGAAGCAGAGUAACAGGUAACUGUGAUCAAAGGACAUCUGCAGGUGCACAAAUAAAACAGAGGACUGCAGUGCAGCGAAGCACAUCCACAUCAUUAACCAAUUCUCCAGAGUCUGUAACAAAACUUCAUCCUCGACCAAGUGAUAAGCUGAACCCUAAGACAAUUAACCCUUUUGGUGAACAGUCACGAGUCCCUUCUGCAUUUGCUGCUAUUUAUUCUAAAGGAGGUAUUCCUUGCAGAUUGGUGCAUGGUUCAGUGAAGCACAGAUUACAGUGGGACUGUCCUCCUGAAAAUCUUCCAUUUGAUCCUCUUCUUAUUACUUUAGCUGAGGGUCUGAGAGAGACUAAACAUCCGUAUACCUUUGUGUCCAAGGAGGGUUUUAGAGAAUUACUCUUGGUGAAAGGUGCUCCUGAGAAAGCCGUACCUUUGCUUCCUAGACUGAUUCCUGUGCUAAGGGCAGCUCUGGUUCAUUCAGAUGAUGAAGUGUUUGAAAGAGGAUUGAGUGCUUUGGUACAGCUGAGUGUCGUCGUUGGUCCUUCUCUGAAUGAUCAUCUGAAGCAUCUGCUUACAAGUCUGUCCAAGAGGCUGAUGGACAAGAAAUUCAAGGAGCCAAUCACCAGUGCAUUGCAGAAGCUGGAGCAGCACGGUGGAAGUGGAAGCCUUAUAAUCAUCAAAUCCAAGAUCCCAACAUACUGCUCUGUUUGCUGUUGAAUAAGGGAGCCAAAAAAGUCAUCUUCCUGCUGAUAGGUGUCAGAUACUGACCACGGGUACUUAUCUGACCUUUAUUCAGUUCAGUUUAUUUAUUUUUGGAAAUCACGGCCACCAUUUGUUACUUGAAUUUACAGGUUAAGAUGAAUAUGUGUAGUUCUGCUGAAUUAGGGUAAAAUUUAUUCAUCACCAAAAAAGAAUGGGUAAUAAUGAGAAACUAUUAAAAGAACUUCUAUGAUUAUUUUUGUUGAGAACCAUUAUUGCGUUUACAAGAUCAGAUGUGUUUGUAUUUUUUUCGAGUGCCUUUUUAUUUAUGAAAUUUGUUUUGUCAUCUUAUAUCCGUGCACUUAUUUUUGUAGAUUUCUGGGGGGAGUCAUUUCUUGGGUUUUGUAUUUAUCAAGAUUGUAGAGUAAACAGUGGAAAAACUUGUAAAUUCACUAAAAUUAUUUGUAAAUAUGUAUUUUAUAAUGUAGCAUGUGUGGCAAAGUUUAUUUCCAGAUUAUUUGUUUUAAGAAUAUUUUCAGUACGUAAAUUCUAUUACAAGUAUGUUUAUUACAACUUACUAAAACUACCAAAGUUUUAGGUAUUAAUUAUAUUUAAGUAAAUAUUAUUUUUGCAUUUUGUAGACUGAAUUUACUGAUGAAUAUAUAUAGAUACUCAGAAAUUAAAAUCUUAAAACUCUUACAUGUA